AGGAGUGUUGAGGUAACAGCUGCUCUGCCUUACAGGAGAUUGGAGGGGGACUCCGCUGACGUCCUCUGAAUCUCCCUCAAGGAGAAACACGCAUAUCGACAAAAACAAAUAGGGCGCUUUGGAUCGACGCUGGUUGCUUUCGUGGAAAUGUGUUUUGACGUUUUGCUGCCUGCAUCCAGUAUCCAGACAGGCGUGUGCGUUAGAAAAUCCUCGAUGCAUUCUCUUCCCAUCAUCCAUGUUUCUGGACAUGCAGCCAUAACAACAACAACCUCAUCAUCCUCACCACUGUGAAGGUGAUGAAGCUGGUGGUGAAAUGGUCAGAACCGAGAGACUAUUUGAGAAGAUAUGCAUGCACUUGAUGUGUGAAGGGCAAGGAGGAGACGGAGAGUGCGGGUGGGUAAUGUGGCGUUGCUCAUGCGACUUCGCCCAGGCUGCCGCUCUCGAGCAACCGUAUCGGGACCAGCGGCGGAUGGGGUGACUUACCCGCAGGGGAAGACCCGGACGAGGGCCGCCACAUCCUGAAGCGAUCCCCGGGGUGUCUCCGUGGGGCUAGAGGGACGGAGGAAAGAUGCAGGAGGCGACGGCAGAUGCAGAGGAGCCCAUUCUCAACGGAGCUGGGAGGGAAGAGCAGCGUCCAGUGAAGCAGUCCUUGGCUGCCUCUCUGUGUCGAGAGUCUCACUGGAAGUGUCUUCUCCUCACUCUGCUCAUGUUCGGCUGUUUUGGCACACUGGCCUGGUGCAAGCUGUGCAAAGUUCCAGUGCUAGCUCCGACAGAGCCUGAGGCUGCAGUUGUAGAGCCUGGAGACCCCUCUGCAACCUCAGCAAGCUCUGAUGUCUACAUCCCUCUAGAAGUGGAUCUGGAUAGUCCCUGUUCCAGCGGCUACAUUUAUAUUCCUCUCGCUUUCCUGGCUAUGCUCUACGUGGUCUACCUGGUGGAAUGCUGGCACUGCUACUCCAAAACGGCCAUGUUGGCUCAAGCAGAGGUUGCGGAGGUGUACGAGCGUGUGCAGAGGCUGCAGCAAGCAACGCCGUGCAUCUGGUGGAAGGCAAUCAGUUACCACUACGUGCGACGGACGAGACAGGUAACGCGCUACCGCAACGGGGACGCCUAUACAACUACUCAAGUGUAUCACGAGCGUGUAAACACGCAUGCUGCGAGCUCAGAGUUUGACUAUGCGAGGUAUGGCGUUAAAGAUGUUUCGAAGGAGCUUAGAGGCUUAAUGGAUUACCCUGCGGUACGGCUGCGCUUCACCAAAUGCUUUAGUUUUGCCAGUGCCCGAGCGGAGGCUGCCUACCUCACCCAGCGUGCACGUUUUUUUGGUGAAAAUGAAGGGCUAGAUGAUUACAUGGAGGCACGGGAGGGAAUGCAUUUGAAGAACGUAGACUUCCGUGAGCACAUCCUUGCUUUCCCGGACCCAGCCAGACAGCCCUGGUAUGCCAGGCGUAAAGUUUUCUGGCUGGCUUCAGCCCUGCUCCUGUCCUGGCCGCUUCGGGUUGUCGCGGAGUAUCGCACUGCGUAUGUGCACUACCACGUAGAGAAACUGUUUGGUGAUGCUGAUGAUAACAGCAGGGGUGAUGUAACCGAGAAUGGAAGCAGCAACGAGAAUGGAAAUGGACCUGGUCCUGGGACCGGCUCAAGCUAUCGUGCCAUUUCACGUGUUAAUACGGUGGACAUGACGGAGUUGGAAUGGCACAUUCGCUGCAACCAGCAGAUGGUGCCAAGCUACUCCGAGGCCCUUUUGAUGGAUCCCGGCUCAGGGGCUAACCAAGGCAGCAACACUCCUCCAGCCGGGCAGGGGACUAACUCAACAGCGGGUGGCCCAACUCUUCCAGUGGCCUUCGCUUCGGCUUACUUGCUCCAGAACUGUCCUCGUUGCCGGCGCACCACAAGUAGUGCUUCCCUGCCGUCCCGGCUGAGAGGCCCAACUGCGGCCCUGCUGAGUGGAACCAUGGCUGGGAUGAGAGCAAGUGGAUCAGGAGGUGCUCCUGCAGGCCCAGGACGGCUUGUCCUGAGCAGGAGUGGCUUCUCAUUGGGGCGGCUUCAGGCUCCUAGGCCAUCGUCUCUCUUCCACUCCCGAAGUGUCGGUGGAGGACUUGCAACAAGAGGAGAAGAGGCAAGUGGGGGAGGUGGUUUCUUGGGUUUGGGAGCUAGACAAGAUGAAGAGAGCAGAAGAGUGCUGGGGGGAGAGGGUGAUGAGGAUGAGGAGGUGCCAAAUGUGGUAGAAAGAGAAGAAGAAGAAGGUGAGAGAAACGGGGAGGAAAGAGAGCAACAGGAGGACGCAGUAGAAGAGGAAGCAAGGGAAGGAGACAGACCUCCUACAUAUCAGGAUGCCUUUUUCUUCCCAGUCUUGAUUGUGCAUGGAGAGGAGAGUUGCCAUUCAGGUGAGGACAUUUCCUGAAGGACUCCCAUUAAAAAGUGCACUGAGUUUGGAGGGGGGGAUGAUUAGAAAAGUCAUGUCCAAAUAGAAUGUGAAGAAAGUAAGUUCCACUCCCAUUGGUCACUGUUGCUAACUCAGACAAACUUUACAGAAUAUACUACAGGAAUGAACUGAAGAUAUACUUACACAGUGAGUUUUUACAGUUUUAAAUAAUGCAUGCAUAUGAUUGAGUAAAAAAAAAAAAAGGUGAAAACCAAUGCGAAUGCUGACCACAGGAGAAUGAAAAGAUGAAUCAAUACAUAUUUGGUUAAAGAUCAGAAAAAGAAAAAAAAUACAGCUUGUAUUGACUCCAGGUGCUUCGUGCCACUAUUAUAAGACCUGGCAACAAUGCUUUACCAUAAUAUCGGUAAAAUUGCAUUUAAAAGUAUCCAAUUACUCAGAUCCACCAUAGACUUUCAUAAAAAAAGUGCAAAAGCUUGUCUGAGAAAACCUUGAGUGGCAACAGUUGCUAAGUGGGAUUGGUCAAUAAAGUUUUUAAGGCAGCACUUAGAGAAUGGUCAGUUGGUUCAGCUUAUAGUGAUAGUUAACCCAAAAAUGAAAAUUCUGUCAUUAAUUACUCACCUUUAUGUCGUUCCAAACCUGUAAGACCUUCAUUCAUCUUCUGAACACCAAUUAUAAUAUUUUUGAUGAAAUCCGAGAGCUUUCUAAUCCUGCAUAGACAGCAAGAGUCCUACCACGAUCAAGGCAGCGUAGUAAGGACAUUGUUAAAAUGGUCCAUGUGACAUCAGUGGUUCAACUGUAAUUUUUACGAAGCUACGAGAAUACUUUAGGACCCUUGCUGUCUAUGGAGUAUCAGAAAGCUCUUGGAUUUCAUCUAAAAUAUCUCUAUUAGAAGGUGAACGAAGGUCUUUUGGUGCAUUCACAUGGGGCGUCAGUGCUUCUCGUUUACUUUGGAGUGACGUCAAGCAUUGCCGAGGGCAGCUGCGUCACAUCACUAGGGUUACUCACGGCAGAAGUUGAAAACACUUCAACUUUUUAAGCGGCAGUGCAGGCGUCAGCCAAUCAGAUCGCCUUAUUCAAAUAUACUUGUGCAGACGCUAGCCAAUCACAUUCAUGCAACACCAGAGAAGUAAUGUGAUUGGCAGUUUUGACCGUUUCAUCAGCUUUAAGCUUUAGCCACGCCCUUCGUCAAGUAUUGGCGCAGACGCCCCGUGUGAAUGUACCGUUACAGGUUUGGAACGACACAAGGGUGAGUAAUUAAUGACAGAAUUUUCAUUUUUGGGUGAACUAUUCCUUUAAGACUGAUGCAUAAAUUGACCAAACAAUGACUGAUGUUAAUAUAAACUUAUCUAUGCAAUAAAGAAAUAGCAAGAGUGUGUUUGUAAAAAUGUAAGAGGAUGUGCAACAAAAGAAGAACUUUCAAUAAACCGCACCUCCUCUGGUCAAGGAGCAAAAUGCACCAAAAGACAUGUUAUCGAAAGACAAUACCAUUGGAAAGUCUUCCAAAGAUCAUGAAGAGAACAGAACAUUUCAGUUCAUCAAGAGGAAUGUUAUUAAUCUGUAGCCGUGUGUCCCACAAGUCAAAAAAAAGUUUUGUUUUAUAAAAAAGAAAGAAAAAAGAAAAGAACAUCAUAAACUUGCACAAAUGUUGUAACUAUUUAUUUAUUGUUCUUUUUUCUUUCAAAAUUCUCUCAUCUACUGCUCUUAUGAAACGGAUCUUUGAAAGAACUAAUGGAUUCCAUUAUUGUAUAACCAUAUUAAGCUAUUUUCUUGCAGCUUCAUUGGGAGUAUUUUCUUUCUGCAGGCUUGCAAGUCCAACUAGUAAAAGUAUGUGAAAAUGUUUCCUCAGAUGAAACUAAAGCACUACAUUUUGCUUUUGUGAGGUGCUGUGAUCAAUUUGUAUUUACUGUAUGUAUGUAUGUAUUUUAUAUUUAUUGUUUGUUAGUGGAUAAUUGUUUAUUUGUACAACAUCAUAUCACCAAUUUGCCUCAUGAAGAGCUUGACACAGAAGAGCACCUCACAGACAUAAAUAAUGGCACAGCAUGUUGCCCUCCAUCGUAGCCUCUGUGCUCGUCUGUGAUUGGCUGAAACGUCAUGUGAAUAAAUAGGCCAAUCGUAGAUGAGACUGCUUAGUGUGCCAAGAUACAUCCAUCUCCUGGUAACUGUGGAUCCUCGUGAGACGUCUUAGUAGUGAGCUCAUUGCAGCAUACACAUGUGAAUGUGUUUCAUAAUUGGAAAAUGUGUACGAACGCAAAUCUUCCUACUUGUGUUAUGCUGUCGAGCUUCAAAUAUAAUCUGCAAAUAAGCCAAAAUGCACACGCUUAGUCCUACCAUAAGCCUACAGCAUGCAGACAUGCUCUCUCAUUUAUCCUUUAGCGGGUCACAUAGAUGUUGGAGUACUGCAGAUAAUUUAAAAACACCUUUGAUUAAGAAAAAAAAAUAUUCUUGCAAUACUGUCAAAAUGUUAUGUCACAACGUGAAUGUUGAUCUAACAGUGAUGUGGUGUCUAUUUAAAUCACAAUGAGAAUGUAAAGUACGUCAUCCGUAUUUGACUGUGCAGUGUGUUUCAUCCAUUCACCUCUUGUUGAUACCCAGAUGGUGGAAACUUGGAUUCCCAGUAUACUUGAAUUUUCAGAAAUCUGAAUUGUUUAAUUGAAUGCACAACUGUCUUUUGGAGCUUAAAUGGAUGACAAGAGGGGUUUUUUUUAGAUUUACUUUUAAGUUGCAGAAGAUUUGUGUUUGGCAUGUGUGUGUUUUCAAGGAAAUGCGAAUGUUUGUAUUUUUUUGAGAUUUCGAUGAGACAUAAGAACCCUUUAAUAUUUAAAAGUAGCAAAAUUAAAGCAAUACUUUCCUUUUUGUGACGAUGCCUUUUCAGAUGUAGCCAAAAUAACAGAUGUUUGCGAGAUACGGUAUGAUUAAUUUGUUCAGUUUACAGUAAAUAAACAAGAGCUUUAUAUUUGUCCGUCCCCCUAGGUUGUUAGCAAGUAAAAUAUUGCUGUUAUGCCUCAAACAAAAGGCUUGCCUGAAUUAUGUUUUACAGUAAUCUGGUUUAAAGUUAUGAAAGGAGGUAUGUAAGCUUGUUUGAGAGUGUGUGUUGGAGGGCAGCCUGAAAAUAAGGAUUGUCAAGACUGAUGAUCAUGAUACAAGUAAUACUGAUGGUACAUAAUAAACUGCUUGAUUUAAAAACGUA
Molecule: messenger RNA, 5567 nt
Organism: Labeo rohita (rohu)
Lineage: Eukaryota; Metazoa; Chordata; Actinopteri; Cypriniformes; Cyprinidae
Product: transmembrane protein 151B
Exons: 2
Coding region: 569-2398 (609 amino acids)
Source: RefSeq, a predicted model, not a curated record